Molecule: messenger RNA, 2106 nt
Organism: Aspergillus alliaceus
Lineage: Eukaryota; Fungi; Ascomycota; Eurotiomycetes; Eurotiales; Aspergillaceae
Product: SET domain protein
Exons: 4
Coding region: 1-2106 (701 amino acids)
Biological process (GO): peptidyl-lysine monomethylation
Molecular function (GO): protein-lysine N-methyltransferase activity; protein binding
Source: RefSeq, a predicted model, not a curated record
AUGGCUGAUACGUCAGCCAUCAAUCCAGUUGUCAAAGGGCCGAGCGAUGACAGCAGCCUGGAACUUUACACCGCACUGCUAGAUUGGAUGGUCAACAAUGGUGGCGAGCUCCAUGAAAGCGUUGAAAUAGCAAAGGAUGAACGGCGCGGUGUGCAUCUUCAAGUCAAGGAAGGCUGGAAGGAUGGAGUUCCUAGUAACACACAUAUCAUCAAAACGCCCCUGACUGCCACAAUGUCGUACUUCAAUGUUAUCGGCCAUAGAUUUAACAUUGAUGAUGGAGGUACCGUUUCAUUCCCUGAGCAUGGUGUCCAUCUCCCUCGUAGCUUUACGGGAGCAGUGGGACAGGAAGACUCAUCGAUUUUCUUCUUGAUUGGCCAGUAUCUCCGUGGAAAGGAGAGCUUUUGGUACCCGUAUAUCAGGGCGCUUCCUCAGCCUGGUGCGUUGACGACCCCUCUGUACUAUGAGGGUGAUGACCUGGCAUGGUUGGAGGGCACAAGUUUAUCCCCAGCGAGGGAGCAGAAAGCCAAGUUAUUGAAGGAGAAGUACCACAAUGCACAUACUGACCUUCGUAAGUCUGGGUUUGAAGGGGCGGAGAAGUACACCUGGGAUCUUUAUCUCUGGGCAUCGACUGUCUUUGUCUCGCGUGCAUUUUCUGCCAAGGUCCUUUCUGACGUGAUUCCUGAUACUCAGCUUCCUGAGGAAGAUGUUUCUGUGUUACUUCCCUUCAUUGAUAUUCUGAAUCAUCGGCCGCUUGCAAAGGUAGAAUGGCGUGCUGGAAAAGACAACGUCGUAUUUCUAGUGCUGGAAGACGUCGCUGCUGGCCAGGAGGUUUCGAACAAUUAUGGGCCCCGAAAUAAUGAGCAAUUAAUGAUGAACUAUGGUUUCUGCCUUCCUGACAAUCCUUGUGACUAUCGAAUUGUCAGCUUACGAGCACCACCUGGUAGUCCACUCCAGAUGGCAAAAUCUCAACAGCUACAGAUGUUUCCUGGGCUAGCCAAAGGGACAGACGAUCACUACUACGUAUUCAAUGUCUUUUAUCCGCUUCUUGCUCCUCAUACCCCCAUGGAGCAUUCGAUAUUUUCCCCAGCACUCUUCAACGCGGUCUCAAUUUUGGCUGCAAACAACCGAGAAUUAGAGACUCUUGAGAUCACAGAGCAAGACAUCCGAAUCCCAGACGUUUACGGGAACUCGCGCACUAUUAUUGCCGCCCUUAGCCAGAUCAUCAUUGAGCUGAUUACACACAUUGUGAAAUUGAAGUCUUCAGCAGCCGACCUACAAACCCCUGGCAACCUCAAACAGACCCAUGCAAAGAUUUAUCGCGACAGCCAAAUCAUGCUGUCCGAAACAGCUCUUAUCAUCGCGGCAUGGACCCUUAACCGGGCACGAGAGCAUGAAUAUGGAAGAAGCUGGGAGGACACAAAACUCCUUCUCGGUUCUCAUAUGGCCCGGGUACCCCGUGGGAAAUUCCCAGAGGAAGUACAGUCCCGGAUGCAGGUGCGGAUUCUAGAGCGCCAGUCGCUUCUUGCAAACAAUGGAGAACUGUUCUUGUUGGAUGACUUGAUCGAAAUACUUCCCACUGAGAUGAAACACCCCUGUAAGGUGUGCUUCCUGGGCGUUACUCAGAGUGCUGAAAAGUCUAUCCCAAUGCUGAAGGGAAGCUCCGAGACAUCCACCUUUGCGUUCCCGAUGUUCCUUUGCUUUAUCAGAGCGGCCCACGCCGCUGGAGAACCUAAUCAGGGGACCGCUUUGCUUCCAUCUCGUCUAAGCAAAUGGGUUAGAUGCCUUCUAGAGAAUUAUCCAGCCCCUCCUAACAAUGUGCUAUGGGCACUCGAGGAUGAGGAUGACGAACACCUAUUGGAUAUGCUUGAUAAUACUCUCGAGGCGAUGAAAACCCAGAGUGGAAGUAUCUUCUCUAACCUGGAGAAGUUUACAGGAGAAUGGGAGAAAGACGACUGGUGGCUUUCUCCCAACUGGCUGCGAUGGGCAUGGAUGAUUACAGAGCAAGAGAGUGUGCAGGUGCCCGAGGAACCGUUAGGGUUGUUGGCUGCGGGACAAGGGCAAGUGAUGCUAUCUACGGCGUCGUGUUUGUACAUUCCGCAGGAGUAG